Microthlaspi erraticum is the source of this 1359-nucleotide messenger RNA. The record is from the annotation of a GenBank genome assembly. Lineage: Eukaryota; Viridiplantae; Streptophyta; Magnoliopsida; Brassicales; Brassicaceae.
AUGAUCAGCGAUCGAUUUUGGCGCGGUGGUGACGGCGUUGAGGUGGAACGAGUCGUUUCCGGCGCGGCGGCUUACUUCCCGGCGAAUGUGGUUAGCGCGCCGUCUGUGAGAAAAAAACUCGUUUGGGUGGAGUAUGAAGCCCUAAUGGUCGGAGGCUCUGCGCGUAUGAAGGAGUACGUGGUUCCCACGCGCAUCCGCCCAUCUCCGCCGCGCGAGCUGCUCAACACGCGGUUCAAGGCUGGCGAUGACGUCGACGUCUUCAGAGACAGCGAAGGCUGCUGGGUUCGAGGCGACGUGACGGCCGUACUUGAAAACUCAAGGUACAUUGUCGAGUUUGAAGGUGAAAAUCGCUCAGAAUCAGAAGUUCAUCGCUCUAAUCUGAGGCUGCAUCGUGACUGGGUAGAUGGAAAUUGGGUGCCGUCUCCUCUUCAACAGGGCAAUGUCAUGGAAUCGACGCCCAAAAGUCUUAAGCUGAAGAUAAAAUUUAGAAGAAGAGAUGAAUAUGAGAAGGGAGCUACUGUGGAAGUCAGAAGUGAAGAAGAAGCUUACGCUGGCUCUUGGUAUUGUGCACGUAUAAUCAGUUUACUGGGUGAUGAGAAGUACAUUGUUGAGCACUUGAGAUUCAGAAGUGACGGCGAUGAAACGAUCCCUCUGAGAGAUUUGGUUGUAGCACAGAACAUUAGACCAGUGCCUCCUCCUCCGGUACUAUCUCCCAGCUACGAACCAGGGGAUGAAGUUGAUGCUUGGGUCAACAAACGGUGGUGGAUCGGUAGGGUUUCCAAAGUGCUCGGAGGAGGUUCAAAGUGUUUAAUCUAUUUCAUUUCCACUGGUGAAGAAACCAUAGUCUUACAUUUCAAUUUGAGGCCUCGCAAGGACUGGAUCAAUGGACGAUGGGUUAAUCCUUCCAAGGUUCAAUGGAAGAAGCUGAAAUCUUGCGAGAGACCGGAGUUUAAGAACGGGAUGAUGGUUGAAGUGAGAAGCGACGAGCCAGGUUACGAAGGCUCAUGGUACUCCGCGAAGAUUAUAAGCUGCUUAGGGGAUAACAGAUACGCAGUGGAGUAUCAAACACUGAGAACGGAGGAUGAAAGAGAGUUGCUAAAGGAAGAAGCGAGAGGUUGGGAUAUAAGACCGAGUCCUCCUCAGGUUAUUCCAAGGGCGUGUCGAUAUGAAUUGUGGGAACAUGUGGAUGCUUGGUUUAACGAUGGAUGGUGGUCUGGUUGCGUCUAUAAGAUCAAUAGCGAUUACACGCAGUAUGGUGUCUACUUCAACACGACUAAUGAGAGAUUGGAGUUUGCUUACAGUGAGCUUAGGCCUUGCCAAGUCUGGAUAAAAGGGAAAUGGAGCCGUGCUCAAGAAUGA